AUGGCGGGCAUAGGAAAACAGCCAAACAAUGACGACCCUCCCACUCCACAGAGACCCGUCUCUUCCCUUCUGUCUCACUUCGAGAAUCUUGCCCACCGGAGAGCACCUUCUGCUGCAACCGCUAGCCCCCGCACCUCCGCAACCCAUCUAAGCUCCGAGGCAAGUGACGACCUCCGGUCAUCUACUCGCGCUUCUCUUGACUUGCCCCGUCCACAAUCUCCAUGGACUCCCGCCGAGGAGAGGCCCAACCAGUUUGGAUUGAACGGUGAUCGGACUCGGAAUCGCGGACUGUCCGAAAGACGAUAUGGCCGGCCCAUCUCUAUGAACUUCAACCGCUCGUCGCCGCAACUUCCGCCCACCUUGACGGUUCAUUCUCCUCAGUCACCUCCACGUAUUCAAGACCCCGACGAUGUCUGGUCACAGCAGGAUGGAACCCGUAAGGCCCGAAGCCCAGGGCAUCGCGCUCAGGAACCCGCAUUCAAUUCGCCCGCACCACCUCGGCCGCUGUCUCCGAUCCCGAAAUUUGGACCCUCCGUCUCUGCAGGAAAUCCGAUGGCCCAGAUGUCGCCUGCGUCUUUGCGCCCCAAUCUCACAGGCAGUCCAGCAGACCGAAAGCUAAAGAGUGCUUCCCUGCCACCUCCGGCGAACCGCGCAUCUAAACCCAAAAUCCCGGCGAAACCGGCCAUGUUCUCUCACCCGGAUACCAGCACCUUGGCUCCUCGGGCAGAACAAGCUUCGCCUGAUCCAAGUGUCUCGCCUUUCAACACCCCUCCUAGCAGUCCGGAGAAGUCACCACCUAAGCUGGCUUCCUCCACCAAGAUUAAUCACAAACCACCGCCAGCUCGACCAACCACCGAACCACCCAGUAGGCGCUCAUUUGACGAUCGAUCCCCUGUCCCGGCACCCAAUGCCAGACAUGAUGCCAGGGAGAUGGGAUUCUCAAGAAAUCGUCCUGUGCCAGAGCCCUCACGAGCUUCUAAGCCUUUGAUGGUUCAAAUCCCCCCUGCACCAGUCGAAUCCCCGCAGACUGCUCCAACAGCGGUGCCUCUUUCCGCGCAGAGGCUUCGAGCUAGCGAUAGUCCAUAUGAUCGCCCAGGACUUCCCCACGACCUUCUGGAACACCCCGGAGGACAGGGUUCUCUCCAAUCUGCGCCCUCCGUCCCACGCAUCAGCGAAUCUCCAGCCCCCAAGCCUAUCCAGCGGCAACCCUCUCUGCCCCGCGAGCCUCAGCUCUCAUCCUCCCUUCCUGAGCGGCGCGUGAUGCGCGCAGAUACAGAGGAGGAAGAGCAAAUUGAAGAGCCAGCUAUCUCGCGGACGGAUUAUCCCGAUGCCUCAAAAGCCAAUCGACGACCUCCUUUUCUCAAGUCUGGCCCCCAGGAGAUCUCCACGAAAUACGAUACCCGUUUGCUAGCUGUGUGCGGCAAGUAUGUCUGCACGACAGGGUAUUUGACCAAAGUGUGGGAUCUCACCACGGGUGAACAAGUGAUGAGUCUCAGCCACGGAGAGACAGUCAAGAGUUUGUCGCUUGCUUUCAAGCCAGGAAAAGGUCUAGAAGACGAGGGCAAUCGCAUCUGGCUCGGGACUAGCGCAGGAGAUAUUCAUGAAGUCGACAUUCCUAGUCAGUCUAUCGUGGCGACCCGAUCAUACCCCUCCCGGCGAGAAGUGAUUCAAAUUUUACGGCACGGAAAAGAGAUGUGGACAUUCGACGACGAGGGACGAUUGCUCAUCUGGUUGCCGGACGAAACUGGCACACCAAACUUGCAGUACAGCUACCACAGCGCGCAGGAGCGUGUAUCCCGAGGCCACACGUUUUCCAUGGUAGUUGGAGACAAACUUUGGUUAGCAGCCGGAAAAGACGUCUAUGUCUACCGUCCGAACGCACGCGAAGAUACUUCAUUCAAGGUCUUCAAAAGACCUCUUGGGCUUCAGCAUUCUGGUGACGUGACUUCUGGAACUUAUAGCACCCGUGAUGGUGGUCGGGUUUACUUGGGACAUGCCGAUGGCAAGGUCACUGUCUAUUCCGCGACCGAUUUCUCAUGUGUGGCGGUAGUCAACGUCAGCGUAUACAAGAUCAACUGUCUUGGAUUUGUCGGAGACUAUCUUUGGGCCGGAUACAAGACUGGUAUGAUCUACGUUUAUGACGUGACGACCAAUCCCUGGACUGUGAAGAAGGACUGGCGCGCUCACGAAAGCCCUGUCUCCGACUUUGUACUGGACACUAGCAGUGUGUGGACCAUGAAUCGCCUACAGGUGACUUCUUUGGGUACCGAUAAUUGUAUUCGUCUUUGGGAUGGUAUGCUCGAAGAUGAUUGGUUAGACGCACGCAUGCAACAUAGAGACGUGGAAUUCUGCAACUUCAGAGAGAUCAAGACUGUUGUUCUCACCUGGAAUGCCGGCGCUGUUACUCCUGGUAGUGUGAAAACAUCUGACUUCAUUCGAAAUGCUGUCACUCCAGAGGACCCGCCUGAAAUCGUUAUAUUUGGAUUCCAAGAGCUGGUCGACCUUGAGAACAAGAAGAUUACAGCAAAGAGCUUGCUUAUGAGCAGUAAAAAGAAGGAAAGUGGCGAGAAAGAGCAUAUGAGUCGUCAGUAUCGAGUUUGGAUAGACCAUCUCACCCGUACUCUGCAAGAAUGCAUGCCUCUAGAAGAGUCUUAUGUUCUUUUGCAUACUGCAAACAUGGUGGGCUUGUUCACUUGUGUUUUCGUCAAGCACAAGGAACGCCACAAUAUCAAAAACAUCAGUGCUUCUGAGAUCAAGCGCGGAAUGGGUGGCUUACAUGGUAACAAGGGUGCCCUUGUCUUCCGCUUUGUCUUGGAUGACAGCUCCAUGUGCUUCGUGAACUGCCAUUUAGCAGCUGGUCAAACGCAGACCGCGCAUCGAAACAACGACAUAGCCGCGAUUUUGGAAGCUGAAACUUUGCCCGCAGAAAGAAACAUGACUUUGCGGACAGAUCAGUUCGCCAGCGGUGGCGAUGGGUCUAUGAUCAUGGAUCACGAAGUGUGCAUUCUGAAUGGAGACUUGAACUAUCGCAUUGACACUAUUCCUCGCAACGUGAUCAUUGACGCAGUCCGUCAAAAUAACCUCUCAAAACUCCUGGACAGAGAUCAACUUCUUUUAUCCCGGCGGAAGAACCCCGGUUUCCGACUCCGCAGCUUCACUGAGCGGCCCAUCACCUUCGCGCCAACUUACAAGUACGAUGUUGGAACCGACGAGUACGACUCCAGCGAAAAGAAACGCUCUCCUGCUUGGUGUGACCGUGUUCUCUACCGUGGCCUGGGCAGUGUCAAGCAGCUUGACUACCGUCGACACGAGGUCCGUGCCUCGGACCAUCGCCCAGUGAGCGCGGCGUUCAAAAUUCGUGUCAAGACAGUGCUGUCUCAGGAACGUGCUGGGACAUGGGAUGCGUGUAAUAAAGAGUUCCAGGAAGAGAAGCGCCGCUUGGCUUCCGAGGCUAGCAUUGAGUAUCUCGUCAAUGUGCUCGGAACUGAUCCACGCCAAGCUCGUGCGCUGAUCAUGGGCAAAGCCCAAUGA
This is a messenger RNA of Penicillium brevicompactum, 3531 nucleotides long. Its product is annotated as putative inositol polyphosphate phosphatase. Bases 1 to 3531 code for a protein of 1176 amino acids. Gene Ontology annotation, biological process: phosphatidylinositol dephosphorylation. Gene Ontology annotation, molecular function: protein binding; phosphatidylinositol-4,5-bisphosphate 5-phosphatase activity. The record is from RefSeq and is a predicted model, not a curated record. NCBI's taxonomy places the organism in Eukaryota, Fungi, Ascomycota, Eurotiomycetes, Eurotiales, Aspergillaceae. The transcript is spliced from 6 exons.